UAAAAAGUGAAGUAUUUCCUAGUUCAGACAGAUCUGUCAGCGGGGUGCAGUCUGUAUCAGAGACAUGAGCUCCUUCCAGUUUAACGCUCUUUUGCUGGAGAUUUCGAACCAGCUGUCCUCUGAACAGCUGGAUAAGCUCAAGUUUCUGUGUCGAGACCUGGUCGGGAAGAGAGACCUGGAGAAGACCGACACCGGGCGGAGACUGUUCCAGAUCCUGACGGAGAGAGGCCGCCUGGCUCCCGACAACACGGAGUAUUUGUGCCGGCUUCUUACUGAAAUUCACCGGGAGGACAUCGCAGAGAAAUUAAGCCGUUUUGAAUGUCCGCCUGGAUGCCCCGAAGUCCUGGACAAGGCGGAGACAGACAAACUGGAUAUUGCCACCAAUGUGAUCUCAGAGAACCUGGGAAAGAAUUGGCGUAAACUGGGCCGCAAACUGGGUUUGAGUGAAGUUAAGCUGGAGUCCAUCUCCAAGAGACAUCCCACAGAACUAGAUGAGACGGUGAUCGAGCUGCUGAAAGAGUGGAGGAAGAUUCAAAGAGCCGAGGCCCGAACAGAGGAGCUGAUAAAAGCCCUGAGAGCCUGCCAGUUCAACCUGACUGCUGAUAAAGUGGAGAAAAGGCUUGCAGAAAAUCAGAUCAGAGACUGAGAUUAACUUUGGGGAAUGGAAACGAAAGCUGUGAUUUAAAGAAAUCCAUUUUCAAGAAAGUUAUAUACACGUCUAUAUGAAAUUAUGCAAAAUCAUCUUUUUUGAUGUGAAUAAAUCGACUUGAUUGAAACA
Morone saxatilis (striped sea-bass) is the source of this 778-nucleotide messenger RNA. It is a transcript of the gene fadd, whose product is annotated as Fas (tnfrsf6)-associated via death domain. The record is from RefSeq and is a predicted model, not a curated record. Lineage: Eukaryota; Metazoa; Chordata; Actinopteri; Moronidae. The transcript has 2 exons. The coding region runs from base 65 to 646 and encodes 193 amino acids. Gene Ontology annotation, molecular function: protein binding. Gene Ontology annotation, biological process: signal transduction; regulation of apoptotic process.